Molecule: messenger RNA, 2868 nt
Organism: Mycosarcoma maydis (corn smut)
Lineage: Eukaryota; Fungi; Basidiomycota; Ustilaginomycetes; Ustilaginales
Exons: 1
Coding region: 1-2868 (955 amino acids)
Biological process (GO): interstrand cross-link repair
Cellular component (GO): nucleus
Molecular function (GO): 5'-flap endonuclease activity; flap-structured DNA binding; 5'-3' exonuclease activity
Source: RefSeq, a predicted model, not a curated record
AUGAAGUCGGAAUCGCCAGAGGGGGUGGACACCUGUACCGCUCAGCGAGACGUCGAAGGGUCGUCUUCUUCGCACCACGUUCAUGCAAACGCCUAUCGUCCAGGCUCGAGAUCCUCCAUGUAUCCCGAACUCUUUCAGCAGAUGGUCUGCACGGUUCUCGAGUCCGAAUCCUACCUCUUUUCCAAUUCUGAGCUCGACAUUCUUUCUGCCUUCUUCAUGCUAUCCUACCCUGCUCGUUAUCUGUUCGUCCGCCUUCUCCAACGCAAGAAGAACACAUGGUAUCGACUGGACCGGCUAGAAGCCUACCGCUCAGAGGUGCACGACCUCAAGGCAGCCACAGCUGAACUCGCUACCAUCAUCUCAUCCCCACCCUCUGACGGUCCGAAGAUCGAGACGGGUAGGGUCGAAGAGCAAGACCGACGAAAGCUCGCCCUUGACACCGAUAAGGAGAAUUCCGUUUUGGCACUACCUGCUCUUCAGCGUCAACUUGAGCUCGAUGAACAGACAGGGCUACCUCGCGCCCCCACUUAUCGACACAAGCAACCACUUGUUGAAUCAUCAGUACCGGCCAAUAAUGCUGCACAAACGGAGACUCCAAAGCCGAAAACGAGCACAGAGUUACAAGGGCCGUUGCUGAAUCGCUUUGUUCUGACUGAGAGAGACAUGAUAGGCGGUCUUUCGGAAUCUCUCUCGCUUCUCACCAUCGAAGAGCUCAAGGCGAUUGCCAAGAACAUGGGAAUCACAAAGAUUGGCACCACCCGCGCUCAGAUUGUUGCUACACUUACAGCGACACGAUCCCAGUCGAUGCUCUUCAAGAUCCCGAUCAAGCGGUCGGACGCAUCGCAGAACGCAGCUAGCACUGGCGCCUCGAAACAACUCACUUUGAACUUGGUCAGCCCCAACAAGGGUCAGCCCCAGGCAUCACGCCUCAAGCAUGAGCUCUCGGCAACCCUUGGAGGCGGUUGUAUCCAAGUGCUUCCCGCACUUCGCUCGCUAGUGGAUCGCGUCGCACUCGUAUACUAUCGCGGUAAUCUCCUUGGAAGUGCUGCGCUCACCACUGCCAUCUUGUCCCGCUCACACAUUCGCAACUAUCCCAGCUACGACUACAGGCGUACGAGCUUUCUCUUUCCAUCCCGAGACCAUCUGAUCGCCUUCGAGCGUGCUCUCGGCAUAGAAGCCGAGAUGGAACAUCUCAUUCAGUUUGCAAAGAGCGAAGCUGAUUUUCGUUGCGCGCUUGCGCUGUUUGACUCCGUUUGGGCCGAGUGGAAUUCGUGUGUGCAGGAAUGCAUGUCAGCCCAUCCCGAGGGCAUCGACAAGUUGGUCUACCAUCGCAUGCGAUUUCAUCCCGGAUGGGUACUCACUCGUAUCGUCUACAAAGGUGCAGGCGUGCUAGCCAGGCUCAAGCUUCGAGAGCGGGAGAAGCAAGUGCUGCAGGCUUUGCUCGAUCAGAAGGUCUUCCGACGCGGCCGUCGAGGUGACUGGUACGAUCGGUUGGCGCUCGUCACUGCACUGUACUCGGACGACCAACGCAAGGGCAAAAGGCAAGCACUCGAAAUCAGCGUACGCGGCAUGCAGGAUCCCGACACACAUCUUAUCUAUCACGAUACAUUGCAAAGGCGAAUCGCGAGACUCGAGUCGCAACUUCGGAUCCCUCGAUCGGAGCAGCACGACUUUUCAUACACAAAACUCAAAACAACGUCUGAGGUCGAAUUCAAGGGUGUUCGGCUCGAUGCGAUGACCGAGACCGAUACUCGCACCAACCAGCCCAUCACGGCUCUGUCCAGAUUUUUACACACUUGCAGUUCGCCGCCGCCGUCGCCAGACGAACCUGAACCUCGAUCUGCCAGCGACACUCCUCCAAGGUCUGGUCUCGCGUCUCGCAGUGCCAGAAGCAGUUCAUCGAAAGUUUCCCCGACUAAACGUUCUUGCGGCUUCGAGAUCCGCAAACCGCUCUUCAAACGAGUCAAGAUCGAGACGUUCGCAGAAACGUCGACGUUCAAGCGUGAAACAGAAUCAUCCUUGUUCAGUCCGUCCGUCAAGAUGGAAUGUGAAGAGGCAAUCGAUGACCAAAGUCGACCUAUUUUGGGAGCGCAAGACUCGUCAAUCGACUCGAUCAUUGUCAAGGAGGAAGAUCUCGAUGAGAUUUCGUGGGAUGAAAUGUGUGCAGCACCUGAUGCGACUGCGCUGUACAUGAUGUCUGGCGGCGAAGCGGCGUGCUGCAUGACCACAUCUACGCGUCGAUCGAUGCGCAGCGUCUGGCGCGGUUUGGACAAACGACCAUGUCAUGUUGAGCAGCUUUGCCUGCAACACUACGCGCUACAGGGCUUCAAAGGCUACCACUGCGAGGGUAAGCUGCUCACCAUGAUUUUCGUGCUGGUGAUGUGGGACGUGAUUUUCAUGCAAGGCAUACCAGGCUCGUUUGAGACACCCUAUCAAUCGGCACCGCUCGACCUUGGAUCAGAUUCAUUUGGCAUCGUACGCAGCCAGCAGAUCCGCGAACGUCUCGAUCACAUCGAACGCACCGGUGGCCUCGACCUCAUCGACGCGGUCGACGAUCGUGAACGCGCCAACAAGACGUGGGCGGUCGGCUGUCGAUGGGAUCUGUUCAGCAAACAAGAUCUAUUGGAGGUAGCAGAGUGCCUCGGUGGUCAUUCGAUCAGCGUCGUCUGCCAGAUGCUCGUCGAGGAAUGGGAUCACUGUAGCUCAGGUAUGCCCGAUCUGGUGGUGUGGAGAAUCAAGGAUAAGGUGGUCAGGUUUGUAGAGGUAAAAGGUCCAGGUGAUAGGCUGAGUGAAACGCAAAAGGUGUGGAUCGAUGUUUUGUUGAGGGCCGGAAUCCAGGUUCACGUUGGGUUGGUUAGGGAGGAGUGA